CUGGCGAACGGAUCGCUACGUUUUAACGGAUCCUUUUUUCAUCCCAUUAACGGGAUUUACGGUUAAAAAAGGGCGGCUAAAGGACUAGUCUUUAUCAAACAAAGCAAGGGCCAGACGCUACGCUCCGUAUUUUGUUUUUUAAGACCCUCGUUAGCGCUCGGCUGUUGCUUUUUUUCUCAAAGAAGGGCGUGUGGUUUUCCGGAGAGGGAGCUGGUGCAUGUUGAAUACUGUGCGUUUCAUUGAACGGUUCGGAUCGUCGUGAAGGAUGGGCUGUACGUUAAGCACGGAGGAUAAAGCGGCGGUGGAGAGGAGUAAAAUGAUCGACAGAAACCUGAGAGAUGACGGAGAGAAAGCGGCCAGAGAGGUCAAACUCCUGCUGCUUGGUGCUGGGGAGUCUGGGAAGAGUACGAUAGUCAAACAAAUGAAAAUCAUCCAUGAGGCCGGUUACUCGGAGGAGGAGUGCAAACAGUACAAAGCUGUUGUCUACAGCAACACGAUUCAGUCCAUCAUCGCCAUCAUUCGUGCCAUGGGGCGACUCAAGAUCGAUUUCGGAGAUGCAGCACGAGCGGAUGAUGCCAGGCAGUUGUUUGUGUUGGCGGGCAGCGCUGAGGAGGGUUUUAUGACAGCAGAACUUGCUGGAGUGAUAAAGCGCUUGUGGAAAGAUGGAGGAGUGCAGGCCUGCUUCAGUCGAUCCAGAGAGUAUCAGCUCAAUGACUCUGCAGCAUACUACCUGAACGAUCUGGACAGAAUAUCACAGGCCACGUAUAUACCCACUCAACAGGACGUGCUCAGGACCCGAGUCAAAACCACAGGCAUUGUGGAGACACACUUCACUUUCAAAGACCUACACUUCAAAAUGUUUGAUGUCGGAGGUCAAAGGUCAGAGAGGAAAAAGUGGAUCCACUGUUUUGAAGGUGUGACUGCCAUCAUCUUCUGUGUGGCACUGAGUGACUAUGACCUGGUGCUGGCCGAGGAUGAAGAGAUGAACCGAAUGCAUGAGAGUAUGAAGCUGUUUGACAGCAUCUGCAACAACAAGUGGUUCACGGACACCUCUAUCAUCUUGUUCCUCAACAAAAAGGAUCUGUUUGAGGAGAAGAUCAGGAAAAGUACACUCACCAUCUGCUACCCUGAGUAUGCAGGCUCAAACACAUACGAGGAAGCUGCAGCCUACAUUCAGUGUCAGUUUGAGGAUCUGAACAAGCGGAAAGACACAAAGGAGAUUUACACUCACUUCACCUGCGCCACCGACACCAAAAACGUGCAGUUUGUGUUUGACGCAGUAACUGACGUCAUUAUCAAGAACAACCUAAAGGACUGUGGACUCUUCUAGAAGCUUGUGUUUGGCCCAGCUGAAGCCAGUUUUGAUGUGCAUUUUGUUGGAGGAAGAUUGCAAGACUAAGUAUGGAGAUAACUGGUGUUGAACCAGUGCUGUACAUUACGCCACUUUUGUCAGCUUUAUUUAUGGUUUUCGUCUUUGGAAAAAUUUAAAAAGUAGCAUUUAAAAAUGAAUUGUGUCGAAUGUUCGUACAGUCGUUUCUGUCGCGGCCAUGUUGUUCAUUUCCCCGUGACACGAGUUUGUUUCAUUUAAACAAAGUAUUUCUUUUUAUUUUGCCGUCUUGCAUCAGAGAAGUUUCCCUUUUCUUGUAAAUUUAUCUUUUUUUUUUUUGCCUUUGCGGUUGUUGCUACGAGGAGAGAGAAAGAUUGUGCUACUCGAUCCAGUUUGUUGGUUCUUGUGCCUUCGCAUGCGUUUCUGCAGUCUUUGUCCAUUUGCUUGGGUUUGCCUGCUGAAUAUCUCUCCAACGUCAAAAAAGUUCAUACUGGAUGUUACUAAUCUGAGAGCACAAAUCCUCAUAUGCAUCGAAUGUGAGAAUGUGAGAGAGUGUAUGUGUGUGUGUAUGUGCAUCUGUUUGCGUCUGUAUAUAUAUAUAUAAAUAUUAAAUAGAAAUAUGGCGUUGUAAAGAAAGCUAAUGGUUAAAGCAGUGUGCGGUGCUCAAACCUCCAGGUCUUAAUGGCAACAAAAGUAGACCAAACAACAGCCACUUGAGAUGGAGAGGAGUCCUGUAUGGCUGUCAGAUUUUGAGAUGUUACAAACACAGGACUCGAGCAUCUGUCAUCAGACGCCGGCCGCCAUCUUAAUGGCUUACUGCUGGGUAAAUGACGCACCAUUGAGAGAUGAAGGGACCGAGAGAGCGGUUCGAGAUUUCAUUGAGGAGAAAAAAUACAAACAAACAAUAUGACAAUGUCUGUAAAGAGACAUUUGAGGCAAGCUAUACUGUUGAUUGAUUUUAAAGAAAACUGCCACCUCUGUCUUUGUGUUCUCCAUAAUGGGGGAACAUUUGUACACUCAUUUCCCUUAUUUUGCUAAUAAAAGGCAUUUACUUCCUGA
This is a messenger RNA of Danio rerio (zebrafish), 2386 nucleotides long. RefSeq names its product guanine nucleotide binding protein (G protein), alpha inhibiting activity polypeptide 1 (gene gnai1). Gene Ontology annotation, molecular function: GTP binding; GTPase activity; G-protein beta/gamma-subunit complex binding. Gene Ontology annotation, biological process: G protein-coupled receptor signaling pathway; adenylate cyclase-modulating G protein-coupled receptor signaling pathway; signal transduction. The record is from RefSeq and is marked provisional. NCBI's taxonomy places the organism in Eukaryota, Metazoa, Chordata, Actinopteri, Cypriniformes, Danionidae. Gene Ontology annotation, cellular component: heterotrimeric G-protein complex; plasma membrane.